CCAAACACUCUACUUCCUUUCCACAACGUGCUGCUAUCGAGUUAUAUCGAGUCAAAAUGCAGAAAAAACAAAAGGAGCCGAUCCAGUCCGUGCAAGUUUUCGGACGUAAGAAAAGCGCGACCGCGGUAGCUUAUUGUAAACGCGGACGUGGAAAUCUGCGCGUCAAUGGCCGACCUCUGGAGUUAGUAGAGCCUCGAGUGCUUCAGUACAAACUGCAGGAACCUAUCCUGCUGUUGGGCAAAGAGAAGUUCUCUGGAGUUGAUAUAAGAGUGAGAGUGAAUGGUGGUGGUCAUGUUGCACAGAUCUAUGCCAUACGUCAGGCUAUUUCCAAGGCUCUCGUUGCGUACUAUCAGAAAUAUGUCGAUGAGGCCAGUAAAAAAGAAGUAAAAGACAUUCUUAUUCAAUAUGAUCGCACUCUCCUUGUUGCUGAUCCAAGGAGAUGCGAACCGAAAAAGUUUGGUGGUCCAGGAGCCAGGGCACGGUAUCAAAAAUCUUACCGUUGAGGUCCACAAAUUUUGUACUACAAUUUAUUUAUAUUAUUAAAUAAAAAUUGAGUAAAAGUACAAAUAUCUUA
Molecule: messenger RNA, 574 nt
Organism: Linepithema humile (Argentine ant)
Lineage: Eukaryota; Metazoa; Arthropoda; Insecta; Hymenoptera; Formicidae
Gene: RpS16
Product: small ribosomal subunit protein uS9
Biological process (GO): maturation of SSU-rRNA from tricistronic rRNA transcript (SSU-rRNA, 5.8S rRNA, LSU-rRNA); translation
Cellular component (GO): ribosome; cytosolic small ribosomal subunit
Molecular function (GO): RNA binding; structural constituent of ribosome
Source: RefSeq, a predicted model, not a curated record